GAUGUUGGAGGUUGAAGUGGGACAUCACAGCGUGCUGGUGACACGCAGCGAUGGCAAAUACAGUGCCAUCGGUAACCAGUGUACACACUAUGGCGCCCCACUCAGCAAAGGUAAACUGAUGAAUGAGUUUGUGCGCUGCCCGUGGCACGGUGCCUGUUUUAACGUCCAAACAGGAGAUCUGGAGGAGUUUCCCGGCAUGGACUGUUUACCUUGUCACAAGGUCAGAAUUCAAAACAGCAAAGUGUAUGUGACCGUAAGCAAAAAGAAUGUGGGUCAUGAGAAAAGAAUAAAGAAUAUGGCGGCUGCAAUGCCAGGAGUCACUCACACUGUUCUGCUGGUGGGAGGAGGGGCUGCGUCAUUGAUCUGUGCUGAGACUCUGCGGCAGCAAAACUUUGGCGGCAGGAUCAUCAUGGUCAGCAGAGACGAGCUUUUACCUUAUGACAAAACCCGACUCAGCAAGGUAAUGAAUGUGGAGAGCGACAGUAUUGUGCUGAGGAGGAUGGAGUUUUACCAUCAGUACGACAUUGAGGUGUGGCUCAGGAAAGAAGCGCUGGCCGUGGACACAGACAAGAAAACUGUCACAUUUAAUGACGGUUCAGUCCAGAGUUACAAUCAACUCCUCAUCUCGACAGGCUGCAGAGCCAAAGGUCUGGACGUUCCAGGCAUGAAGCUGAACAACGUCAAGAUGCUGGAGACACCAGAGGACGCUCGGCAAAUCCACGCAGCCUGUCUCGGCUGCAAUGUCGUCCUCGUGGGAACGUCUUUUGUUGGCAUGGAGGUUGCAUCUUAUUUAAUAGACAAAGCUGCCAGCGUCACAGUAAUCGGCAGCAGUGAGCUGCCGUACCAGAACACACUCGGCCCUGAAAUUGGCAGAGUCACUAUGAUGAUGCUGUCGGAGAAAAAUAUACGAUUCUUCAUGAACGAUAACGUGAUAGAGGUCAAAGGUGUGGAUGGCAAGGUAAAGGAGGUUGUGCUUAAAAGUGGAAAAGUGAUCCCAGCUGAUGUUUUGAUAAUUGGUAUUGGCAUCCUUCCCAACUCAGAGUUCCUUCGGGGCAGCAAAAUACAGAUGGACUCAAAAAACUUUGUUACAGUCGACAAGCACAUGCGCACCAAUGUCCCCGAUGUGUACUGCGGCGGUGACCUGGCCACCUUCCCCCUGGCGAUGGCCAAAAACCGGAUGGUAAACAUCGGACACUGGCAGAUGGCGCAAGCACAUGGGAGGAUAGCAGCCCUCAACAUGUUGGAUAAACGAACUGAACUCAAUUCAGUUCCUUUCUACUGGACCGUCCUACUGGGUAAAACCAUGCGAUAUGCAGGCUAUGGGGAGGGAUACACUGAAAUUGUAAUGAAAGGAAAGGUUGAGGAGAGGAAGUUCCUGGCAAUGUACAUCAAGAACGAUGAGGUCAUAGCAGCAGUCAGCCUAAACUUCGACCCUGCGGUGUCUGCCAUUGCUGAGAGGUUCACAUCAGGAAAAGUCAUCACAAAGAAAGAAGCUCAAUCACAUGACCUGAGCUGGCUGCAGCUGUCUUAA
Molecule: messenger RNA, 1531 nt
Organism: Scomber scombrus (Atlantic mackerel)
Lineage: Eukaryota; Metazoa; Chordata; Actinopteri; Scombriformes; Scombridae
Product: apoptosis-inducing factor 3-like
Exons: 17
Coding region: 2-1531 (509 amino acids)
Cellular component (GO): cytoplasm
Molecular function (GO): flavin adenine dinucleotide binding; oxidoreductase activity, acting on NAD(P)H; 2 iron, 2 sulfur cluster binding
Source: RefSeq, a predicted model, not a curated record